AACACGCAUGAUAUGUCCUAUGAGGAUGUGCCACGUCAUAUUAUUAAUCAUUAAUUUAUGUUGACAGUUUUUGCAAACUUAUUUGCGGAUUAGUACCGAUUAGUGUGGAAUAAAGGAAAAUGGGCAGCAAAGCGUUACCGUACUUCCUGUCAGGAACUGUCAUUAAGGGCUUCGGGAGAGGUUCCAAAGCGCUCGGUAUCCCGACAGCUAAUCUCUCAGAAUCUGUGGUCAACAGUUUGCUGAAAGAUUUAGAUACUGGCAUUUAUUAUGGCUGGGCUUCCUUACAUGGACAAGUUUAUAAAAUGGUCACCAGCAUAGGCUGGAAUCCAUAUUAUAAGAAUGAAAAGAAAUCAAUGGAAGUUCAUCUGCUACAUAAAUUCCCCAAUGAUUUUUAUGGUGCAGAGAUCAAAGUGAUAAUUGCUGGAUAUAUACGACCAGAAAAGGAUUUCUCUUCUCUAGAGGAACUUAUCAGAGAGAUAAAGAAUGAUAUUGCGAUAGCAGAACAAAAAUUAGAAGAGCCUGUUGUAAAUGAAUUAAAAAAUGAAAAUUUUUUAAUAACUAGAGACAAAUGACUCAUGACUAUAAAAAAAUGUCAUUCUCCAUCUGAUAAAUAAAUGUAAUUAUUUUUUUAAUUUCCAUAUUUAUCACAGAA
This is a messenger RNA of Cataglyphis hispanica, 652 nucleotides long. It is a transcript of the gene Rfk, whose product is annotated as riboflavin kinase. Gene Ontology annotation, molecular function: riboflavin kinase activity. The record is from RefSeq and is a predicted model, not a curated record. Gene Ontology annotation, cellular component: mitochondrion. Gene Ontology annotation, biological process: riboflavin biosynthetic process; FMN biosynthetic process. The transcript is spliced from 4 exons. Lineage: Eukaryota; Metazoa; Arthropoda; Insecta; Hymenoptera; Formicidae. Bases 120 to 572 code for a protein of 150 amino acids.